Drosophila melanogaster (fruit fly) is the source of this 523-nucleotide messenger RNA. RefSeq names its product shrew (gene srw). Bases 1 to 411 code for a protein of 136 amino acids. Lineage: Eukaryota; Metazoa; Arthropoda; Insecta; Diptera; Drosophilidae. The transcript has a single exon. The record is from RefSeq and is marked reviewed.
AUGAAAACACUUCUGACUAUCUACAUUUUGCUAUCCUUUGGAGAGUUAGGCCUCGCUAACAUGGCACAAAUGCGAAAGAAAUCGCACACCGAGGAAUUCGAAGGAAUGCCAGCCUUGUUCAGGGCCAUGUCCUCAUCUCCAAACGAUGGAUACACAUACAAUUGGAGCGUGGUCUCGUUUUCAACGAAUGGAAAACCAGGAUCUGGUCUAAAUUGCACCGUUUUGUAUCUGGAUCAGUGCACAUCCUGGAAUAAGUGUCGACAGACCUGCCUGAAAACCGGAGCCACCAGCUACAGGUGGUUUCAUGACGGAUGUUGCGAGUGCGUGGGAGAACUUUGCAUGAAUUACGGCGUAAAUGAGAGCAGAUGUCGACUAUGUCCUGAACCCGGACUUGAAGAUGAAGAUGAUUGAAAAUCCCUUGUCAGCAGCUAGAGGCUAAUUAUCGGAUGCUAUACGUCAUGCUAAUUGUAAUUUCAAAUUAAUUUAUAGAUUAUGAAAAUUUAAAAGUUUAUUUAGCUUAACG